AUGCAGGUCCGGCUGGACCCUGGCUAUUUGAGGAUAGGAGUCGCUCCAGCUGAACUUUGCACAUCAUCACCAUCAUCAUCAGCAUCACCACAGCCCUGCACUUCCCCCAAUUGGACGAUCGACGUGUCGGACGUCAGAACUAUCAAGGUGACCAACGUACCUCUCUCAGCGACCGCGGAGAACAUGAAGGAGUUCUUCUCCUUCUCUGGCGAGAUCGAGUAUGUCGAGAUGCGAAGGGACUCGGAGACGUCUCAGGUCGCUUAUGUCACCUUCAAGGAGUUCCAUGGAGCUGACACAGCUCUACUCCUCUCUGGAUCAAGCAUGUGUGGCGAUGUUCCUGUGAACAUCGCGCCAGUGGAAGACUACGAACUGCCACCGGAAGCCUACUCCCACUCGCAUCCAGAAGAAAGGUCGCCGGCGCCGGGCACGCCGACCGGGGAGGCCGUGAAGAAGGCGGAGGAGGUGGUGAGCACCAUGCUGGCCAAGGGCUUCGUGCUGAGCAAGGACGCGCUGCGGCGCGCGCAGUCGUUCGACGGGCGGCACCAGCAGCUGCUGUCCACGGCGACGGCGCGCGUCGCGUCGCUGGACCGCCGCCUGGGGCUCAGCGACAAGUUCAGCCUCGGCACGGCGGCGGCCCGCGGCGCGGCGCGCGGCGUCGACGAGCGGUUCCAGGUCACGGAGCGCGCCUGGGGCGCCUUCUCCGCGGCCGGGGAGGUCGUGGCCGGCAGCCCCUACGCGUCGCGCGGCGCCGCGUGGGUGUCGGCCGCCGUCGGCGCCGUCGCCAGGGCCGCGUCCGACGUCGGCGCCAUGACCAUGGAGAAGGUGGUCAGGGCCGAGGAGGAAGGCACGGCGGCGGAGCAAGGGAACGCGGGUCGUGUCGACGUGCACGACGGACAGGUAGCUGCAGCUCAGCACGGUGCAAUGUAGAAGUCCAUAGGAGUAGUAUGAGUAUGAUUUUUUUUUCCUUCGGCUUUCUUACCUGUUUUUCUGGUAUUAUAUAUAUACAGAAAAUACAAUGAAUGCAUAAAUAAAAGACUUUGAAAAAUAAGAUAGAAAUCAAAC
This is a messenger RNA of Sorghum bicolor (sorghum), 1062 nucleotides long. RefSeq names its product binding partner of ACD11 1. Lineage: Eukaryota; Viridiplantae; Streptophyta; Magnoliopsida; Poales; Poaceae. The record is from RefSeq and is a predicted model, not a curated record. Gene Ontology annotation, molecular function: RNA binding. The transcript is spliced from 4 exons. The coding region runs from base 1 to 927 and encodes 308 amino acids.